Molecule: messenger RNA, 723 nt
Organism: Schistosoma bovis
Lineage: Eukaryota; Metazoa; Platyhelminthes; Trematoda; Strigeidida; Schistosomatidae
Source: the annotation of a GenBank genome assembly
AUGCUAACCAUUUUAGUACAUAGAAUUCUAAAAUUCACUCAGACAGUAUUCACCUUCGAAACCAAGUUUUCUAACUGGAUCAAUGGAAGUCUGAUUGGUAGUCUUUCUCUGAGUGAUGAAAACUCCUCCUUAGCAUCGUGUGAAAGUGUUCAAUUUAACAUUGUACCUGGUUCAAACUACUUACCAGUAGCUAUCGAUGAAACAACUGGUAUUUUGAAAGUAACUGAAAGUGAUUAUGAAACAAUGAAAAAUAAUACCUCCAUCACUUUCCAAGUGACAGUUAGGAAUGCAAAUACUUCACUAAAUAUAUCUGAUGAUGCAACGGUCAACAUUUUAAUUGGUGAAAAUUAUUCUGACGAAGAAACAGAAAGUGAAAUCACUGCAGUCAAGAGGGGCGCCAUACUUCCACCGAAUACUAUCAAUGUCACAUUUUCCAGAGUAUACAUCCAAGAUAAUCCAAAUUAUUGUCUCUUCGAUACAUGGUUUAUUGAUUCGGUAAUUGUCCUUCCACCUGGAAAUAAUAGUUUGAUCAUGAAGUUUUCUGGUCCGUCACUAAAUAAUGUCUAUUACGGAUAUAUACAAUAUUUGUUUGCUUACUACAACGGUUCAAAUAUAGCAAAUAAUUAUCCUGUGAAGUUUAGUAAUCUCACAUACUUGAACAAUAAUUCCUCGCAUUUUCUGUUAGAGAUUGUAAAUGUAUGUGUAACAAGGAAGUACAGAUAA